Molecule: messenger RNA, 1054 nt
Organism: Cloeon dipterum
Lineage: Eukaryota; Metazoa; Arthropoda; Insecta; Ephemeroptera; Baetidae
Exons: 3
Coding region: 392-889 (165 amino acids)
Biological process (GO): regulation of synaptic transmission, cholinergic; positive regulation of voltage-gated potassium channel activity; sleep
Source: RefSeq, a predicted model, not a curated record
UCUGAAGAUCAAUUGCGAGCUCGCUACAGAGCUUAAAACUUGACACAAGCUCGCCGCGGGCUGGAUGGUUCGGAGGCUGAGAAUAAAUUGUCCAGCAGGCAUCCACUGAUCCCCCUGGGCUGGUGUGUGCGACUCGCGGCGACGAGCAGCCAAGUCAUGAUCAAAUAAUGCUUGCAUUUGCUAUGCACGUUGAUUGAGAGAACAGUCGGGGGGUCCCCUCCAACCAUAGACUUCUUGUAAUGGUGCCUAGCAAUGUGACCUGCCCACAGUCUAUGUGUAACCCCAUGGUUGUUUAGCAACAAAAGUAACAGCAGCUGCUCUGCUUCUUCAAAUCCCUAAUUUCUUUUCACGAGCGCGGACGUGUUUUCGUCGCCGCAAUUGAAUUUGAGCCAUGAACACCUACAGCUGCGACCUGCCCAAAUCGGCCUUUCUAUUACUUAUUUUAUUCAACUGGACAUCAGACGUGAAUGGUAUUAAAUGUUUUGUUUGCAACUCAAUGAGAGAUGCUGAAUGCACCGACCUGCGAGGAUACCAUUUAAGAAGUGGAAAUGACUCUAGCGAAACAAAUUUGUUGAGCCAACUCACAGAAGAAAAGGAAAAUGUGAAUUUAGCGCUUAGUUAUCUCAAAGAGUGCGAAGAUGGUGUUGGUGGCAAGGAGUCUUUCUGCAGGAAGACGGAUCAAUAUAUUCAUGUUCGGCGUAUGAGAGUGGUAGUGAGGUCAUGCGGCUGGUCAAAACACGAUCGUGGUUGCUACUGGAGUGACAACAAUGCGCGCACUGAGCAUGUCUGCCAGUGCUUUGACGAUGGAUGCAAUAGCGCUCCUGGUGGAGCCCAAAUUAUGUUCCUGUUCGCCGUCACCGCUUUUGGUGUUCUCUUUGUGGUGCGAUAAGUGAGAAAUGGGAGGACAAGUUGUGUGUUUAAGGAUUUUUUUAACUAUCUUCACGAUGUGUUCCAUUGUUGUAAUUUUUGGAAAACUAACUCCAAGCAGCUAAGCUAAGAUGUUUUUAGUGGUUAAAUCGUGCAAUUUUGCAAUUAAAGGGCGAACUAAGACUGA